Molecule: messenger RNA, 1963 nt
Organism: Phlebotomus papatasi
Lineage: Eukaryota; Metazoa; Arthropoda; Insecta; Diptera; Psychodidae
Product: farnesyl pyrophosphate synthase-like
Exons: 5
Coding region: 599-1882 (427 amino acids)
Biological process (GO): trans, trans-farnesyl diphosphate biosynthetic process
Cellular component (GO): cytoplasm
Molecular function (GO): (2E,6E)-farnesyl diphosphate synthase activity; dimethylallyltranstransferase activity
Source: RefSeq, a predicted model, not a curated record
UAAUUACUUUUAAAGAAAUACUUUCUUAAAAAUUUCUGUAAAGCCAGUUCUUUUCUAUUUUUUUUAAUAUUUGAAUUCUAUUUCUUAACUUUAUUUGAAAAGAUUAUUUUUAUUUUUUUUUCAAACUGUAAUUAACUGAUGUGCCUAUUAUUUAUUUAUUAUUUAAUAUUCUUUAUUAUAUCAAAUUAGUAAUGUCCCUUCGGCAAUUUUAUAGAACUUACGUCUUAAACUUGCUUUUGCUGAGAGUGACGAAAUCACAAGAUGAAACUAUUUAUUUAAUAAAAAUUGUUCUAACUCCUGACGUCUUGGUUGUGUACCACCUGUGAAUUUUUCAUCGUUAGAAUUUCAGAACAAAAUAGUUUUAUAAAAACUUUAAUAACCAAAAUGAAAUAGUAAAGUUAUGGAUUUAAAUGUACUUUUUUUCAAGAAAUAAUUUUACGUCAUUAAAAGAGUUAUGAAGCAGAUUUGUUUUUAUUAUUGUUCAUACUUGAAUGAAUAUAAAUUAGAAGGCAAUCUUGAUAUGGCAUUAGUUUCUGUUGAGAUCUAAGACGAUCAUAUUCAGAUUGAAAAAUAUUUCUUCAAAGUGAAAUUAACGAGAAUGGUUUUCCAUAAAGUUUUAAAAGUGGUUCAGGGGCCCUAUACGAGAAAUAUUUUCAAAUAUGCCUUAAGUGGUAAUAAAUUCGUUAUUUCAAGGGCUAUUUCCACAACAACAACGGUCAAUAGCUUGGGAUAUCUGGAAACCAAAAAUACUUACACUAUGAUGCCAAAUAAGCAAGAUAUUCCCAUUAUUGAUACUAAACUACCCCAUCACAAAGGUGUUGAAAUUUCGGAUGAUAUGUGGCUGUCGCAAGCUAAAAGAAAUCAGUUUAUGGAGUAUUUUCCUGGCAUAGUAAAGGAGCUGCAAGAAAAAGCAGCUACGAUAGACAGCUUGGAUAAUGGGAAACAUAUGGCAAAGGUUUUGGAAUAUGUAGUACCAGAUGGUAAGAAAUACGGUGGUGUAGUUACUGCUGAGACAUACAAGAUGCUUACACCAAAAUCGCAACAAACUCCGGAGAAUCUUAAGCUGGGUUAUUACCUAGGCUGGUGCUUGGAACUGUUUGUCGAUAGCAUCAACAUGGUUGAUGACAUUAUGGACGGUGGGAAGACCAGACGGAAUAAAACUUGCUGGUACCGCUUGGAAGACGUUCAAAUGACGGCCAUCAAUGAUUCAUUUCUUAUUGAAACUGGUGUCUACUACUUGCUGAGGAAAAACUUUGGUCACCUUGAUUGCUUCAUGCGUCUCCUUGAACUAUUUAAUGAAACAGCUUUUAUAACCUACAUGGGUCAGACUGUAGACCUGAAAUCAUCCCAGAACUUCCUUAGCAUUACAAUGAAGAACUACGAAGCCAUAGUUAUGAAUAUCAGCUCAUACAUCAUUAGCUAUUUCCCAGUCGUCUUGGGGAUGACCUUAGCAGGAUACACUGAUCUUGAAAUUGUCAAGCAAGCCCGACCAAUCCUUACGGAGUUGGGAUACUUCUACAUCAUAGAGAACGACUACAUGGACUGUUUCGGGGAUCCUAAGAUAACGGGCAAAAUCGGUCGAGAUAUUCAAGAGGGGAAAUGUCGUUGGAUGGCAGUAGCUUGCCUGGAGAAAGCAUCUCCUGCCCAGAGAGAGAUAAUGAAGACUCACUACGGGCGUGAUAACCCUGAGAGUGAGGCAAUUAUUAAGCAACUGUACUUGGACCUCAAUCUACCGCAAGUAUACGCUGAUUACGCUGCAGAAGUCUACAAUCGUUUGGUGACAAAUGUGGAGAAGAACUCAUAUGGGGAUCUCAAGAAGGUGUACCUUAAGUUAAUCGAAACACUGACUUGUUCUACGGCAUCAGGAGGCUUAUAUCCUUAAGAUCUUAAGGAAGCAAAGCACAACAAACAAGAUAUACCACUUUAUACUGAUAUUUUAUUUAAAUAAAGGAAAUUAAUGUUU